UUUCAAAAUGUUGUUCAUCUAGAUGUGAUUUUCUUUCUCACAAGUAUACGAAAGAUUUUUCUCCAUGUAUCUGGCUUUUAUUAAUUCAAGUUAAUUGAAAUGCCCACAAUUGGAGUGUUUUAAACGUAUGCAAGGAAGAUUCGGUACUCCGGGGAUAUCGACAACGCUCCCCUCACGGCAUCCCGCGCGUGGGAAAGCUCUACAUUCAAAGGGGUAAAUGAGCUUUGAAUGCUUGAUACAGCAAAAUUUAGCAAAGCGACAAGAAUUCAGCCAGUCUACAAAAGUCCAUCAACCCAGCUCCCAUCGUUGCUUGCAAUUCCAAGGCAUCGCCGCCCUUCCAGAACUCAGAAUUCCGUUCCAUAUUCUCCUCACGCCACACCAAUUCAAUUCCAGCUAUAAAGAAAAUCCCCCUCCCAGUUCCGGCAUUCCCAAUUCCCACCGCCGCCAUGAACGAAAAGGGAUCCUCGCCGCAAGCCGUGUUCUCCGGCCUGGUCAAAAUCAACGGCGCGGCCACCACCCAGCUGACGCUCACCUCCGAAGGGAAGCUACGGUGGACGGACGGCGAGGAGCCGCGGUGCUUGGUGCUGGAGAAGCAGGUGCUCGGGUUCGUCGUGGAAGGGUCGAAGGUGGUGGUCAGGGCGGUCGUCCGCAGCGAAGGAGGGUGCUGCAGCUGUAUCGGGAGCAGGGGAGCGGGUCUGGUUAGGAAGGAUUUCGCGUUCGAGCCCGUCCAUGGCGAUUCGCUUAAGCUCUGGUCCAUGCAUCUCCGCGAUCACCUCGAUUCCCUUGGGCGGCCGAAGAGGCUGCUUGUGUUUGUGAACCCGUAUGGCGGGAAGAGGAUUGCUCCCAAGGUGUAUUUGGAUCAUGUGAAGCCAUUACUUGAGGAUGCUGGUGUCCAGAUUACAUUGCAAGAAACUAUGCAUAGGCUUCACGCUAAGGAAGUUGUAAGCAGCAUGGAACUUUCCAAAUAUGAUGGCAUUGUUUGUGUCAGCGGAGAUGGUAUCCUUGUUGAGGUGGUGAAUGGUCUUCUGGAGAGGCAGGACUGGCGGGAUGCGAUAAAGAUGCCUCUUGGAAUAGUUCCUGCAGGUACAAGUAAUGGCAUGGUAAAAUCUCUUCUGGAUGCAGCUGGUGAACUGUGCAGCCCAGAAAAUGCUGUUCUUGCAAUAAUAAGAGGUCAUAGGUGCUCACUUGAUGUAGCCACUGUCUUGCAAGGAGAGACCAAAUACUACAGUGUUUUGAUGCUGGCAUGGGGUCUAGUGGCAGAUGUCGACAUUGAGUCUGAGAAAUAUAGAUGGAUGGGGAGUUCUCGCAUUGACUUCUAUGCUCUUCAACGGUUGUUCGGUUUAAGACAAUAUGAUGGGCAAAUCUCUUUCGUGCCUGCACCAGGGUUUGAAGCAUAUGGGGAGCCAAUCAAUCACAAAGGUGGACUUACAAGUGCUCGAGAGUCUUGCGAUGUCAGCAAGGAACAUCUCGUGAAAAGCCAUCCCUAUGGUUACUAUGGACCUGAUGUUGAAUUGAUGAACCAGGAAUGGCGGACAAUUAGUGGACCAUUUGUUUCAGUCUGGCUUCAUAAUGUAGCUUGGGGCGGUGAAAAUACCAUGGCUGCUCCUGAUGCAAAGUUCUCAGAUGGGUGUCUGGACUUGGUGCUCAUCAAGGAAUGCCCAAGGCUAGCCUUGCUCUCAUUCAUGACAGAGCUAAGCAACGGCGGUCAUGUGAAAUCACCACACGUCAUGUACCUCAAGGUGAAAGCGUUCAUAUUGGAACCCGGCCAACGUGUGAAGGAACCGAAUGUCGGAGGGAUCAUAGAUGUGGACGGCGAGGUGUUGGCCAGAGGAAAUGGAACAUACAAGUGCGAGGAGGAGACUCUUAUGGCUUACGACGAGCUUCUGAUAACUGUGAACCAAGGUUUAGCCACCGUCUUCUCUCCGAUGUAGCUAGCUAGCUUCAUUUUCUCCAUUCAUCAUCAAACCAGACCAUCGUUUACCCCCCAAAACGGCUAAGCUGAAAGAAAGAUAGGCCGAUGGAAAGGCGGUGUACAGUCAGUCCAUUUCAAAGGUUUCUCUGCAGAAUGUUACUGACAUUCACUCAGGUUUGAGUUCAUGUAUGUAUACUAGAAUUAGCUAUACAAAGAGUUUGCGUCGGAAAGAUUCGUCUAUACUACAGAAUCUCUGUUUAUUGUAUGCAGAAUGUAAUCUUUGAUGUUUGCUAAUUUUCCUUAGUUUGAAUCUUGAUCGAUUGAGAUUGUAAUUCCAAAUGAACAGAAACAAUAGAGGUGAAAUAAAAUAAAAACAUUUAUAA
Molecule: messenger RNA, 2295 nt
Organism: Linum tenue
Lineage: Eukaryota; Viridiplantae; Streptophyta; Magnoliopsida; Malpighiales; Linaceae
Source: the annotation of a GenBank genome assembly